Grosmannia clavigera kw1407 is the source of this 945-nucleotide messenger RNA. Its product is annotated as nucleic acid-binding protein. Gene Ontology annotation, molecular function: RNA binding. The coding region runs from base 1 to 945 and encodes 314 amino acids. The record is from RefSeq and is a predicted model, not a curated record. The transcript has 4 exons. Lineage: Eukaryota; Fungi; Ascomycota; Sordariomycetes; Ophiostomatales; Ophiostomataceae.
AUGAGCUCGCAUCACAACAGCUUCUGUCCUCCUAAGCCUAUCGGCUCGUCGAUCCUGCGGUCCGCCGCAUCCGCCGCUGUCGCAUCGCGGGCUUCUAUCGUCGCUGGCUCCAAUGCUGCCCCGUGUGUCAGCUCGCUUGCUAUCCAGGCGUUCCAGCGCCCUGUCGGUAUCAACCUUGCUGCCGUGGCCGCCGCACGUGUCGCGCGCUACUUUUCGCAAACAGCCCGCACUCUGAAUGAGGAGGAGUCGGACCUGAAGGCCGCAGAGACUGCCGAGACUGCUGAGGGUGCCGAGACUGUCGAGACUGCCGAGACUGCCGAGGCUCCGUCUGCGCUGGACCAGGGAGAGACUGCAUACGGUAUCUACAUUCGCAACGUCGUGUUCGAUGCCAGCGAGCAACACCUCAAGGAGGCCUUUGAGCACUACGGCCCGGUAUCCAAGGCUGUGAUUGCUCGCGAUGCGAGAGGACUGAGCCGAGGCUUUGCCUUUGUCUGGUUUAACACGGCCGAGGCCAUGGCCAAGGCUCUGAAGGAGGCUGACGGCUCUUUCUGGCACGGGCGCCGUAUUAUCGUGCAAGAGCGCACUGCCCGCCGCGAGGCCGGAAGCCCAUCUGCCGCCACCUCCACUCGCUCGCCGACCACGAGCCUCUACGUCGGCAACCUGCCGUACGAGACCACCGACGCUGACCUCAACCAGCUCUUCGUCGGCCUCGAGGGCGUCAAGUCGGUGCGUGUCGCUGUGGACCGGUCAACGGGCUGGCCGCGUGGCUUCGCCCACACCGACUUCGAGACGGUGGACCAGGCCACCAAGGCUUUCGAGCACCUGGCUGGCCGUACUGUCGGGACCCGCCAGCUUCGCAUCGAUUACGCAAACCCGUCUCGCGACCAGAGACAGACGCGGUCGUCGGCCUCGGGCCCGCCUUCUGAGUCGACUCUGCGGCGGUAA